AUGUCGCCUAAGACGCCGCCACCUCGCGGCGAACCACCGCCGGAGAUUUACCAGCAGCGCUCCCAGGCCUCUGCGUGGCCUGACCUUGCUUUCACCGCAGCGUGGUCGCCGAUCGCCCUCCUGCCACGACUCUCCGGCUUUGCGCCUGGCGACGUCUCCCUCCACCAAGCCAUGCCUGCGCUCCUGGUCGAUACGAACGCGCGCCCGGUGUCCUCCAGCGAUGCCUCGACCGCCUCGGAGCACUCUGGCGCCCGCUCCAAGUCGCCCACGCCCGACCGCCCGCCUGUGUCACCUCUCACGCCCACGGCCUCCGCUGCCCAGUUAGCUCCUGUGGAGCGCACCGAAGCCCGACCCCGCCCUGCCCCUCCGCCCACGGCCACCUUCAGACCGCAACCGCCGUCCGUCGCCAUAUCAGAGAGCGAGAACCCAGAUGCCAUCGCCCUGCGCUCCGCCAUCUCGCUCCUGCAGCUGCAGCGCGAAAAGAGCAAGCGCGACCUGAGGGCCCUCCAGGACCUCAAGGCAGCCGCUGUAUCCGACCCGCAGGCGUUCGUGCGGUCGCUGCAAGAACAACGCGCGCAGGCCUCGCAGUCGCACCAGGACAUCCUCACGCCAACACUGGCCGGUCUGUCCGACGCAGCAAGCAGUAGCGAACAAGACGCGAACAGCGCAGACACGCGCAAAGAUUCCACGCACAUGGAGGCGAAGCCAGACCCACCCAAGUUCCCCGCAAUACCGCAGCCGCAGAACAUCGUGCGAUGUCCACCCGUCAACUGGGACAAGUAUCACAUAGUCGGAGAGCCACUAGACAAGAUGCACGAGGAGCAGAAGAAGUGGCCGGGCUCCGCUGAGCCUCCGCGCACAAAGUCUGGCCAACGAGCACCCCCGCACUCAGUGACAGCGCCAUACUCUCCCUUCACUGACGGCGUCAGCGCUGGCUCGUCGUCAACACCCCAACCCACCAAGAACUCCAAGAAGACGCCGUCGUGA
This is a messenger RNA of Alternaria hordeiaustralica, 987 nucleotides long. RefSeq lists its product as uncharacterized. The transcript has 2 exons. The coding region runs from base 1 to 987 and encodes 328 amino acids. The record is from RefSeq and is a predicted model, not a curated record. Lineage: Eukaryota; Fungi; Ascomycota; Dothideomycetes; Pleosporales; Pleosporaceae.